This is a messenger RNA of Gaeumannomyces tritici R3-111a-1, 1682 nucleotides long. RefSeq names its product MFS transporter. Gene Ontology annotation, molecular function: transmembrane transporter activity. The record is from RefSeq and is a predicted model, not a curated record. Lineage: Eukaryota; Fungi; Ascomycota; Sordariomycetes; Magnaporthales; Magnaporthaceae. The transcript has 3 exons. Gene Ontology annotation, cellular component: membrane. Bases 1 to 1584 code for a protein of 527 amino acids. Gene Ontology annotation, biological process: transmembrane transport.
AUGGUGUCGAUACGCGAUAAGAAGUCGGACCAGGACACGGUCGGGCAGAUCGACAAUGCCUCGCAGGACAACAGCCCGGACAAGGCCCCGGUCGCGCGCACCAUCGACAACAUGCGCGUGCUGGGGCUGACGGACGAGGACGCCGAGUUCUAUGCGUCCUACACGCCCGAGCAGCGCAAGAGGGUGAUCCGGAAGGUGGACAAGCGGCUAGUGCCCAUGCUGGCAAUCCUCUACCUCAUCUCGCACCUCGACCGCGCAAACAUUGGCAACGCAAAGAUCGAGGGCCUUGCCAAGGACCUGAAACUCUCGGGCAUCCAGUGGAACAUUGUCCUGUCGCUCUUUUUUGUGCCCUACGUCUUGUUGGAGGUCCCGUCCAACAUCCUCCUCAAAAAGUUCACCCGCCCGUCCGUCUACCUCGGCACCCUGGUCACGGCCUGGGGCGUCAUCAUGACGCUGCACGGCGUGGUGCGCAACUUUGGCGGCCUCCUCGCCGCGCGCCUCCUCCUGGGCGCCUUCGAGUCGGGCUUCUACCCGGGCGCCGUGUACCUGUGCACCUUUUGGUACAUGCCGCGCGACCUGGCCCAGCGCAUCGCCUGGUUCUACUGCACCUCGUCGCUGUCGGGCGCCUUCUCGGGCCUGCUGGCCGCCGCCAUCGCGCGCAUGCACGGCGUCGGCGGGCUCGAGGGCUGGCGCUGGAUCUUCAUCCUGGAGGGGCUCGCCACCGUGCUGCUGGGGGUAGCGACCUUCUUCCUGCUGAUCGACAGCCCCGCCCUCGGCGGCAAGUGGCUCGAGCCCGACGAGAUCCGGUUCCUGGAGCUGCAGCGCUUCAUCAAGCAGGGCGGGCGCUUCCAGGACGAGGGCGGCGAGUCGCGGCUCGUCUGGCACGACCUCAAGGCCGUGCUGACCAACUGGCGCCUGUACAUGCAGGCGUACAUUCUGAUGUGCCAGUCGGCCACUAGCUACGGCACAAAGUUCACCCUCCCGACAAUCACAAAGUCCAUGGGCUUCAGCACCACAAACGCCCAGCUCAUGACGGUCCCACCCUACGUCGCGGGCGCGCUGUCGGCCCUGUUCUUCUCGCACCUCUCGGACCGCUUCUACUGGCGCAUGCCCUUCGUCGCCAUCCCCAUGUUGCUCAUCACGGCGGGCUACGCCAUCGUGCUGUCGCUCGACGGCGACCUGGGCGGGCCCAACGUCGGCGCGGCCUUCAUGGGGAUAAUCCUGACCACCAUCGGCAUCUACCCCAUCGCGCCCGCGGGCUCGUCGUGGGCGGCCAACAACCUGGCGCCGGCGUCGCGCCGCGCCAUCGGCGUCGCCUUCAACAUCGGCGUCGGCAACCUCGGCGGCAUCGUCGGCAGCUACAUCUACCUCGACACCGAGGCGCCCCGCUACCCGACCGGCUUCGGGCUCAGCCUGGCCUUUGGCUGCAGCGGCCUGCUCGUCGCGCUCCUGCUCGAGCUGAGCUACAAGUGGGGGAACAAGAGGAAGGAGGCCUGGACCGAGGCGGACGCGCACGCGCGCUACUCGGAGGACGAGCUGAUCAAGUUGGGCGACAAGAGCCCGCUGUUCAGGUACACGCUGUGAGGAGGGGGGUAGGCGGGUGUGGUCUUGUAUUUUUCUGGCAUUUCUGGAAGUGAGGCGAGCGAGGAAGCAUGGUUGGUGGCCAAGAGGGGCCAAGAACC